GCCAGUCCAGACCGCACUGUUACAACUGUCUGACAACGGACUUGAAAGCAGAGAGCUCAAGCUGUAGCAGGAAGAUGUUGUGGUUCAUGGAGGGAAUGUGCUUUCUCCCCGUGUCUCUUGUCAUUGUGUCGUCGUUUUCUUUUAUUGUCUGCUAUGCCAUUGCAACUCUGGAGCGUCACGUCGACCCUGUGUUCCCGUACAUCAGUGACACAGGAGUACAGGUUCCAGAAAGUCAAAUCUUUAGCCUUUUGAUUACAUUUGCAGCCAUUUUAGGAGUGGCUACAAUGUAUACAAGAUACAAGAUACUUGAAAAGAUAAAUGACCCAAUGUCUAACUUUAACACCGGACUGAAUAAAAUAACACUGAUGGCUGGCAUUUUUGGUUGUCUAGGAAUGCUCACUGUUGGCAAUUUUCAGGAAAACACAGUCAGAAUAGUUCAUGACAUAGGAGCCUUUAUAGCCUUCUUCUUUGGAGUUACUUAUAUUGGCCUUCAGUCCCUCAUAUCAUUUAAGAUGUGUCAAAAUGGAAGUACGAGGACAAUGCACCUUCUGCGAUUGGCCAUCUUCAUCAUUUCCUUCAUUGCAAUGUGGCCAAUGUUUGUGUGUGGAGGUGUGCUGACAGAUUCAACUUUGCACUGGCAUAGAGAUGAUAAGGGCUACACAAAGCAUAUCAUAAGUGCAGUUUGUGAGUGGAUCGUAGCUUUUGGGUUUGUCUGUUUUUUCUUGACCUACAUCAGAGAAUUUCAGAGAUUUACUUUGAAGAUGAAGACUAAUGUGCUUGGCUUACACUGACACAACUGUGGCGCUGGGUCUGUUUAUUUUGUUUUGUAUGUUUUUAUGCCGUAUAAUGCACCUGUGAUUGUCUUGUGAUUUAUAUUUUAUUAAAUACAUUUAAUUUUGUUAAUUGCAUUAUUUUGAGACGUGGUUUACAUUUAUAUUGUAAUUUUACAGAAUUUUGUAAUAGAUUAAAAUAAAUAGCAGCAUAUAAGUUAUAAAUAUGGCAGCACAGUAGUUAGUGCUUCUACCUCACAAAUCCAGCAUCCUGGACUCAAAUCUCCCUUUCAUCUUCUUUCAUAGAGUGGAAUCACUUCUGGCACUUACAGGAUUCGAUCCGGCUGCACCUUCCAAUUACCGGCGCAGAUCCCACCCUGCCUCACAGCCACCACUCCGCCCAGCAGUUAACAGGAAGUUCCAAACUGGCCCUGCAGUGGACUGUUACAUUUUCCAGGGCUGUUUCCUGCUUUGUAUCCAGUGCUCCCCAUUUCCCAGAAUUGGAUUAAGUGCGCUUGAGAUUGAGAUGAAUUUACUGGGAAACAAUUCCCAAAUCCGUGUGGGAUUUCAAUGUUCUUGUGCACACAUUUGUUUUCCCAACUCUCCAUCCCCAUCCUAAAGGCAAGCAGGUCUGGCUGGGGGUGUCUCAGAACUGGCCUGGUGUGAAUAGUUUUCAUAGGAGGGGUCCUUACCAUAUGCAUUCACUGCAAGGCUGGAGCCCACCAGGGACAGGUAGAAAGUUCAUCACAAGGCAAAUUAAUGCCUACAACCAGUUUAGAGACACAUGUCGGCCAAACUUCCACGUCUGUGAGAUGAGAGAGAAGACUGGAGCACGGAGAGGGACAAAAACAAAACCAAAAAACAGAUGGGGACAUGGGGAGCAGGUGCCAAUGGCACACAGACAGGGGACAGGCUGGGACUGAAAUGGUAAUGUAACAAAGCUAACCUCCACACCACUGAAAAUCAAUGGAUGGAUGGAUAAAGUCGAUGGGGGUCUGUGCUUGAGAUACCUCUGAAAGCCAAUUCUAUAAACUCUUCUCUUUGACACCCACCUUAAAGAAGGGAUCUAUAAUUGAAGCCCACAACGUUGUAGCCUCUGCCAAUCAUCUCCCAGUCGCUCAAGGCACACUCUCACCUUUAGUGCAGCUUUAGCCACUCUCAGCUCCUAUUACUUUAGACAAUCUGAAAAGCUUGUUUAAUUCACAAAAUAUGUCACAGCAUCAUCCUCCCAGUGUGAUUAAGAGAUAGAUAAUAGAUACAAUGUGUCCUGAUCUAAUAUUAAGUAUUACGUACAAUGCAAACAUGCUUUUCUGUUUUGUCUCAAAGGUGUAACACCCAAACUCAAAACUCUCAAUGAACACUUGGUGCCAUUUUAUCAUCUAACAGUCUUGGUUGUUCUUUCUCUGGUUACCCUGUCCACAUUGUAUCCUGUUCUUAUAGGAUUCUGUAUUCCACUGAAUCAUGUAAAGUGAAUUCCAUAAGGAAUUGAUGGAGAGAGAAACUGUUAUUGGGAGGCACUUGCGUUCAUGGCCAGCAUCCUGCAUGUUUUACUAUACAGCGUAUCAUCUAGGGCCAAACCCCAUGUUGUGUAUGCACACCUAGGAUUUUCCUUCCUAUAUGUAAACUGGAAUCUGCCCCAUAUCCCCCCAAUUCACCAGUCAGUCACUGCCAGUAGAAAGUCUCUUAAAUCCCAUAAUAUUGUGACACAAGUGAACAAACGUCUUUAUUUUGAGCUGUGUUGUCAAAGGGAGACUGACCAGAGGCAGGUCACUUGAAGACGAGUGAGUAGUACCACAAGACGAGUAAGAGUGCAAGUGCCCCCCAGUGCUCUAUGCAGUCCAAGUCCAUAAAGUUCUGCACUUUAUUGCCAUUGCAAUGCCAGUUGUGUGGAGUCUGAUGACACACAGGUAAAAAUCAAAAUGAAUAUACAGCAUAAGGAGAACAAGAAUUACCAUUACACACCACCCAUAAACCACCAACUUGACAAAAACACGCUUAUGACAUAUUUGACUGAUUUCUACAUUUUACACUUACGGUGCAGAUGCCCCGCCCAUUACCUUUCGUUUUGUUGUUUGAGUGCACCUGCACACCAGUCGAGCCAGGAGCAGAAUACUUAGCAGGUGCUAAGGUUACCCUGCCAUACUUUCACUUCCUUAUAUAGCAGAAGGAGCAAAACCGACAAAUAUUGAAACUUACUUCACACGUGUGGUCCUUAGGAAAUGUAAUUAGUCACCAUAUGCUUCCCAAUGACCAGAGACACUCAAGUGCACUGGAGCUUGAACAUCUAAUGCUCUACACAACACUACAGGAAGUUCUGUAUUUUUUUUUGGUCACUCCAAGGUGCAUUUUCCUGUCACUUCCCAAAGACGUGAAUGUUAGGUUAAUGUAGGUGUGAGUGUCCCCUGGGAAAUACUGAUGUCCAUCAGAGUAGAUCUGCUCCCUGUGCCUAGGACUGCUCUGAAAAACUCUGGCUGUGUGGUGUGGUGGUUAAGACUUGAAACCCUGAGGUUGAGGGUUCAAAUCCUGCUUCUGGCACUGUGUGACCAAUAACAAGUCACUCCACCUUCCUGUGCUCCAAUUGGAAAAACAAAAAAAAAUGUGACCAUUGUAUGUCAUUGUCAGCCGUCUCACAAGUAACAACUCAAAGCUGAAAUGGAUAGAUAAUGUCAUGUGACCACAGAAACAUGGUAAGGAGCACUUAAAACUUUAACACAUCGUAGUGCAUAACUAAAAGUCAUUAAACACAAAUUUCAGUCUUUACUGUUAAUUUAUUUUAUUGGGGUAUUCCCCUGGUGAGUGGCUCUUUAGUUCUCAGUGCUGUACGAUGAAACGUGUUGGAGGUCAAAAGAUUCAGUACCAGCUUUGUGCUUCGAGGUACUGCCUGAAUGUGGCAUAACCUACCUACCCACAAAAGAGCUUUAAAUCAGAACUGAAUGCAGGGUUGGUGCACAAGGGCUGGAAAACCUAAUAUCAACCCACUGCAGAGCCAAGCAUUUGACACAAGCGAUGGAAGUGGCCCAAGUCAGAUGAAGCCCGGGAAUCAUUAUCCACAAAAAGCAAAACAUUUUUCAUCAGGGUAUCAAAAGGUAGCAGAGAUAAAUGCAUCUCUGCCAUUCAGGCAAACUGUUGCUGUUGACUGUUUUAAAAAUGACCAUUGCAAAUGAUGUUGUCUGAAAAAUGAUCACGGAUGACAUUCAAGGCUUUCACCACUGAAGGGCAAUACUUUCAGGUGCACAGAAAGAAAAAAACCAAACAGAACCAUCUGCUGUUCACGCUAAACCACUCCAGCGUAGAGCCAAACGCUUUCUUUGAAAUUACUGAUCUUAUCAACUUCAGGCUAAAGGCCCAGAGACUGUCAGUCGUAGGCUUCAUUUAACAUAAUCGUAGAUAGUUGGGGGAGUUGUGAUGCACUCCCCAGACUGACAUACCCGGUCCAACUAGUCUGUGAGUUGCCCUGACAGAGUCAAACUGGUUGUCACAGAGGUGAUGAUCAAUGAAUGUUCAACUGGAAGUACAAUGCAUAUAAUGUAGUGACAAAAAAUAAGAAACGUGGGUGUUUUGGACCUCAAAAACAGAAGAAAGGCUCAUCUAUUUGAUGCCUCGUGUUUUAUGUACUAGAAGAGAAUGGAGAAGAAUAAAAAAAAAACUGCAGCUGAACUCACUGUAUGGGACGUGUAAAACCCUUGUACAACACUGGCUCCUUCACACAACAUGAAAAAGGGGUAAGCACGCAAUACUUAGGAAAUGUGAAUAUUUGCUAGAAAUUCACAUAAUCUUGUCAAGUGCUUUCUAGUUAUGUAAUAACAAAUCCUGAAGCAAUGAGAUCAACAACUUCAGAUGUCCAGUUUGACAUCCCACCCGACUAGAAAUUGUGUAGCAUGACAUCAGUUUAAGUAACAUUUUUCAUAGUGAGUGCUGUCACAUGAUGAAUUAGCAGAAUAGACAACAGUAGCAGAAAAUGUGAGUGAAGAUAAAGAAAAUUAAAGUUAAUUAUUAGUAAGUUCAAGAAAACUGUGGUGCAGAAUGCAAGCUAGAGAGUGGUGCGUGAAAUAAGUGCACAGCAAGAAGCCCCAUCCUGGUUUUAGGAAGACCAAAGACUGUCAGGUGAAGCUAGUGAGAAGCCCCCGUUCAACUUUUGCUAUCUGUCAUCACAAGCUGGAGAGCAGCCAUACUGUAUUCUUUGGAACAGCAAAUUACAACUGUUGGAGCUCCAUGACCAUAGAAGCUCGUUCAAGUGACAAAGGAUUUGUGAAACAAUCGGGUAGUGAGUGCUCAUGGGAGAGGCACAACUGGUGGAAAAGUGGUGUACUACGACUCUGAGCAGUACACGAUAAGAAAUCCUUCUGUCCAUAGCCCAGAGUUUGUUGCAGACAUUAUGGAUUGAACACAGUGAUUAUUGCAACAGAUGGGUGUGUCAUGAAGGUCAUGUCAGACUUGCUUCAUUAUCUGGGGCUUCUUUGUAUGCCACAGAACUAUUAUUAAGAAUUCUUUUUAUGGCCUGUCAAAUCCCUCAGAUUAUAUUGUACAAACCUGCAUGGCUUUUACCUGUUAAAAACUACCUAAUAAUCUUGCCUUUUUUUGAUGUAGUUUAAUUAAAAAGUUCAAUGGAAGUUGAAAGCUCUCCACAGAUUUAUGUCUGUCAGCA
This is a messenger RNA of Erpetoichthys calabaricus (reedfish), 5415 nucleotides long. RefSeq names its product DNA-damage regulated autophagy modulator 1 (gene dram1). Gene Ontology annotation, cellular component: lysosome. The record is from RefSeq and is a predicted model, not a curated record. Gene Ontology annotation, biological process: regulation of autophagy. The transcript has 7 exons. Lineage: Eukaryota; Metazoa; Chordata; Cladistia; Polypteriformes; Polypteridae. Bases 75 to 791 code for a protein of 238 amino acids.